This is a messenger RNA of Folsomia candida, 3438 nucleotides long. RefSeq names its product zinc finger protein 287. Lineage: Eukaryota; Metazoa; Arthropoda; Collembola; Entomobryomorpha; Isotomidae. Gene Ontology annotation, biological process: regulation of transcription by RNA polymerase II. Gene Ontology annotation, cellular component: nucleus. The record is from RefSeq and is a predicted model, not a curated record. Bases 176 to 1927 code for a protein of 583 amino acids. The transcript is spliced from 14 exons. Gene Ontology annotation, molecular function: DNA-binding transcription factor activity, RNA polymerase II-specific; RNA polymerase II transcription regulatory region sequence-specific DNA binding.
UCAAAUUAGUUUAUUGCUCUCUGCCUGCACGUUGCUCGACCACGCUUCCCACUUACUUGCCUCGUCGUUUUUGAGUGAAUCAGCAAGAAUUGUGUGAAAUUUGCCUACUAAUUAAUCCAUCAGCUUAUCUCCGGAGACUUAUCUGAAGUAGGAUAUCAUCAGCUACUCCACGGUGAUGGUUAGUGUCAUGGACAUGGGGACUGCGUCGGAGGAAGGAAGCUCGGACAUGGUGUCACGAAAGGAGUUUGAAGAAAUUUCAGACAGAUAUCGCAAAUUGGAGGAAAUAGUUUUCGAGCAGAAUGAACAUUUGCAGAGUGUGGCGACAGAAAUCUUAGUCCAUCGGGACUUUCUCCAGAAAAAAUUCGAUAAGUUUUUGGAAUACAUCCAGGAGCGUGGUGGAGAUGUAAGCCACACAGAAAAUGGAGAGCCUGGUUUGUUCAUCCCAUUCAAUUUGGGGGUCACUGGCUCCGAGGAUGAAGAGGACGAGAAAGGACAGGAAGAAGAAAGUGAAAUAAUCCAACCACAAGUUCUCAUUACCAGCAACGGUACUACUACAUCAUCCUCAACUUCAAACAACUUGAAUGGUGGGGCUGCCUCCAAUAGUUCUAGCAAUACAGUUACACCAAAAACUAACGGAGUUACAAAUGGGCACGGAGGAGCAUCACAGGUUCAACAUAAUAAAGGUUUGCCAAAACGAGAACAACAUGCUGCACAUCAUGACGACGGCGACUCUGACACUGACGCUGUGCAUGCAAAUGGAACCAGUAAUGGGUACCAUGCAGAAGCUAAUGGCAAUGGUUACGGUCAAGGAAGUGAGGGAGGCGAUUACCAGGAUGAGGAGGACGAAGAAGAGGACGAAGGACAAUACAACAACUAUCAGUAUGGUUAUCAGCAAAAUUACGGAUAUCCUCUCGCCCAGUUUGGACACUUUAUGGACGGAGACGGAGAAGGGGAAGGCGAUGGCCAAAAUGAUCACGAUAUGAACGGUGAUCAUGACCCACUCGAAACCGAAUAUAAUGGUCAACAACAACUGCCGAUGUCCAGCUUAACUGGUGGGCCGAGACGUAGAACAUCAUCUGCUACCCCUGUCGACAACCAACAUGUUUGCAGAUAUUGUGGAAAAGUAUUUCAUUGGAAACAAUCUUGGGUCAUCCAUGAAAGGACCCACACUGGGGAAAAGCCUUAUUCUUGCGCCUGCGGAAAGGCGUUUUCACAGAAGGCGAAUAUGAACACGCAUUCGAAGCAAUGUCCACAAGCAAAAGCGGUAUAUAAUGGAAAGACGAAUAUUUUUGAGAUGAAGUGCUCUCUCUGUCCGACAAUGUUUACUUCAAAGAAAGCCCUCGAUUCGCAUAAAUUGAAAGCACAUCCUGGACUUUCAAGCACACAAAGCAAUAACACAACAGUCAUCAAUCUUAGUAAUGGCAACAAUGGUCUUAAUACUCUGGCUGCUCUUGGUCGUGGGGCUCCAUCCAUCCUCCGAUCCCGAACAAGCUUCCAAAAUAAUAAUACUCAACCGCAAGAAAUUACAACGGCAGCAGGAGAUAGCCCUCCCCAGUCUCUGAUGGCCAAGACGCUGGCUCGAUAUAUUGCAAGCCAACAGCAAAUGGAACAAGUUCGAGUUGGAGGCAGUAGUGCCGGAAGUGGGAGUGACGAAGGUGACGGUGAAGGCUACGAUCAAGACGAAGAUGGCGAGGAAGGAAUGGAAGUCCCAGAAGGAGGAUUUCCUCCAGGAAAAGCAAAGCAUUGCCGAUGGUGUAACAAGUUUUUCAGCAGAAAAACUUCAUUAAAAAUCCAUGAAAGGGUUCAUACUGGUGAAAAGCCUUAUGCCUGUGGAUUCUGCGGAAAGACCUUUACCCAAAAAGGAAGUGUCAAGUUGCAUUGCCAGCGAGUUCAUAAUUCCGGCCCUCUUACCUACCCAGCAAAUUAAUUUUUCUUAAAAUAAUCAGUUGAAUGAUAACAAAAACCAAUAAUUUAUUUAAAGGGUUGUUAACAUUAUGCAAAUCUACCAACUACCAACUCUUGUAACCAAUGAUCUGAUUUUUCCGAUUAUUAGAAAGAUUUUACAGCUAAAAAAUAGGUCUUUUGUAAAUAGAUAUGUUAGUGUGAGUAAUGAUGACGGACAUCGUGUUUUUUAGAUAUUGUUUUGGGAGAUGGAUCAUGGUCACAACCUUGUAUUGUUCUGUUGAAAAACUGUUAUCGAUUUUGUAAUUUUAUUUCUACUUAUUCAUGCCUUUUAAUACCGAAACUUUUGAUUUGUCUUCAGUGUAUGUUCAACGUCGUCGCGUGUACAUGUUAUGUACAUACUUCAAUCAAGUAAGUGUCCAGUCCAUCUCCCACGAUGCAACAAAAGAGACUAAUAACAUAGUUGUAGCCUAGUGUUAAGGAAUUCAACAAACAAAAAAUGCAACUAAUUAACUACCGGCAACAUGUUUUUUGUAUGUAUAAGAUAAAAGAUGAGGAUUACCUAUUACUAUGAUGGAGUGAGGGAACGGGGAGCGAAGGAAACCUUAAAAACGUAUAGAAACCGAACCUACUUAACAUGCUACUAUGCAGCUAAAUGGACUAAAGUUAUCACAAAAUGAGAUACGGAUGCAAAUAAUUGCAGGCAACAUUAUUCAAUAAUGGCAACUAAUAAGAUUGCAGGCAGUUGUGUCAAGUUAUAGCGUAUGUAGUAGUGUAGUUGUUGUCUCUUAUAUAAAUAAGUUACCAAAUCGAAAUAUGCAUUUGUGUUUGUUAAAAACUCUCACGCCAUAUAAAGUAAUGUAAAACUGCAAAAACUACUCACCAACAAGACUAAUGUUUUACUUGUCUAAUAAUAAUUGUUUUACGUAUGUAGGUAUUAUUUUGUAUGAUAAAUAUUAGUGUGAUGUUGUCUGCCAUUUUGUAAGUGAUUUUGUUUUCUCACAACACAUUUGUUAAUUAAAAGUAUAACAAACAUGCCCCUUAAUUCUUUUUGUAUUGUUUUCUGUAUGUCUUUGAUGAUUAUUAUUAUCUUAAUUGCUGUAUUAUUUGUGACAAUGUAACGAAUCUCUCUUAUUUAUUGCUACUUAUGUGAAUUGAUUUGUGAAGUAGAAAAGUAUUAACCCUUCUGCAGACAUACUUACAUACAUACGAAUAUAAUGAUGAUGGUUAAAUUACUGUACAAAAUACCCUGAUCAAUAAUAACCAAUGCAUUUAAGUAAUUUUACGGUUUUAUUAUUAUUAUAUUGCAUUAUUAACAAUAUGUUCUUUACUAACUUUUUUUAUUUCAUAAUUAUGCAAUAAUUAUGUAUUACUUAAAUUGUGUAUGUCUUGUGUGUGUUAUCCUGUUAUAAAUACAUACGUCCACUUCUUUUAUGUGUAUUAUCUAUUAGAUUGCUUGUUAUUAGCUUAGUCAAGAUAACACUUUUUCAGCAAAGGAAAAAUAAACAUACAUAUAAAACUAGAUAACCAAGUAAA